GAUUUUUAUUUUUGUGCUCAUCGUCGGCUAAAUUGCAGUUAAAAAACGAGAAAAACCAUUUUUAAUUAGCGAAAUGUUGAUUGAUUGAUGCUUUUCGUUUUCGGUUUCGGUUUCUUCUACGUUUAUUUUUAUUAUUAUUAUUAUCUUAUUCUCAAGCAGUUGGAAGAAUUGAGAUUAGAUUAUCUUCUGUGUAGGAAGAAGGAAGACGGGAGGAAGAGGAAGAAGAAGAUUGAUUCUUCUGAUAAAUUUUCUAAAUUAUUAAACCACGAAAAAAAAAAAACCAUUAUGGUUUCAGACCCCAAGUCCACUCUUUCGAAGCUCAAACCCGAUGGCGGCUCCAGGUUAAAGCUUGAAUCCUCUGAUCAUAAGAAGAAGAUUGACAGCUCCAUCAAGAACUCAAUUCCCUCUUCCAAGCACAAAUCCGUCUCUCUUGUCACCAAAGCCGAGGUAAAGUCAAAGACAAUUUCGAGUUCUUCAAAGACGACAACAAAGACUACAACAACUACUACUGCUACUGCUAAAGUGAGAGAAAAGAAAGUCUUUAAUUUGCCUGGUCAGAAAUAUGAUCCACCUGAAGAGAGAGAACCGCUUCGGAUCUUCUACGAGUCCUUGUCAAAACAAAUACCAGCAAGUGAAAUGGCAGAGUUUUGGCCUACACGUCUAGAUCGUGCCUUCCAGUGGAUGAUGGAGCAUGGCAUGUUAUCUCCCGAAAAGGCUAAAAAGGCAUAUGAGAAGAAACUGAGAAGACAAAAGGAACAGAGAACCGGGACUCCGAUUAAAUCAGCAUCAGCAAAACCCUUGAGCAGACCAGAGAGUUCCCAGAGGCCACAACCGCCAUCCAAGAAUGGUGAUAUAAAAGCAAAGAAAAAAAUCGUGAACGAUAGCGACGACGAUGACGACUUCAUUUUAAGCCCCAAAAGAAGAAAAAUGUAGGAAAAAGCACGUUGAUAACCUUUUCUUUUCUUUUCUUUAUUAGCAUACUUUACAAGGAAUUACUUGAUUAAAUUUCCUUAGAGUUUAACUGCAAAACUACAGAGAUGAUCAUAACCCAACAGUAUUUACCAGGACAUUCUUUUAUGCUCAACAACCUGUGUAUGAACAAUAAUUUAAGGAGAGACAAGUUUAUGGUUCAAAUCCUUUUCAUAUAA
This is a messenger RNA of Cucumis sativus (cucumber), 1148 nucleotides long. RefSeq lists its product as uncharacterized. The record is from RefSeq and is a predicted model, not a curated record. Bases 88 to 933 code for a protein of 281 amino acids. NCBI's taxonomy places the organism in Eukaryota, Viridiplantae, Streptophyta, Magnoliopsida, Cucurbitales, Cucurbitaceae. The transcript is spliced from 5 exons.